This is a messenger RNA of Paramuricea clavata, 3386 nucleotides long. Lineage: Eukaryota; Metazoa; Cnidaria; Anthozoa; Malacalcyonacea; Plexauridae. The record is from the annotation of a GenBank genome assembly.
AUGGAUGACAAUGAUGAAGACAUUUUCUGCACAUCACUUCUUGAUAGAUACGCAUCUCGUCCAAAUGAAUUAGAAAAUAUGUCUCUUGCUGAAUUUGCAGCAACCUACACGACAGACGGUAAAGAAAGCGAUCAUGAAUCCAUUGACGAUAACAGCACAAUCCACCAAUCUGUCUCCAGUACAAUAAAGUUAAAGAAUGGUCUUGGCCGUAUGAGAAAACGGAAACGGCACUGUGUCAUAAGGUAGGUUAAAAAGAAUAUAGGAAUAGUAAACACAGUUCAAGGAAGAAUACUUAGACUACGAUUUUGUAAAUAAGCAUGCCCAUAGAAUUUACAUUCGAGAUGUCUCAUAUACACUUUAAUAUAUAUAGGUUCCACAAAGAAAAAUCUGAAGGAGAAGAAAAAUACAGAAAUUUAAUUAUGCUGUAUUAUCCAUGGCGAAACGAAGACAUAGAUUUGAAAGCCAAUUUUGAAUCUUUAAAGAACAUUUCCAACAUAUUCAAGAAAUAAUUCGUUCCAAUGAAGCCAUGUUUAGUCAGAACGCUGAUGAAAUUGCCAGAGCUUAUGACGAUUUAGAAAGAAGGGGGCCGCCAGAGAAUAUUUGGGAUACUGUUGCCCCAAACGCUGAAUAUCAACAAGCACAGCAGCAAGAUCAAGGAACAGUAACAGAGAGAGAGAGAAGUUGGACGAGACAAUGAGCCCAAUGAAAACGUCGAUUUAGUUUCAAAAGAAGGGGGCCGCCAGAGAAUAUUUGGGAUACUGUUGCCCCAAACGCUGAAUAUCAACAAGCACAGCAGCAAGAUCAAGGAACAGUAACAGAGAGAGAGAGAAGUUGGACGAGACAAUGAGCCCAAUGAAAACGUCGAUUUAGUUUCAAAAGAAGGGGGCCGCCAGAGAAUAUUUGGGAUACUGUUGCCCCAAACGCUGAAUAUCAACAAGCACAGCAGCAAGAUCAAGGAACAGUAACAGAGAGAGAGAGAAGUUGGACGAGACAAUGAGCCCAAUGAAAACGUCGAUUUAGUUUCAAAAGAAGGGGGCCGCCAGAGAAUAUUUGGGAUACUGUUGCCCCAAACGCUGAAUAUCAACAAGCACAGCAGCAAGAUCAAGGAACAGUAACAGAGAGAGAGAGAAGUUGGACGAGACAAUGAGCCCAAUGAAAACGUCGAUUUAGUUUCAAAAGAAGGGGGCCGCCAGAGAAUAUUUGGGAUACUGUUGCCCCAAACGCUGAAUAUCAACAAGCACAGCAGCAAGAUCAAGGAACAGUAACAGAGAGAGAAGUUGGACGAGACAAUGAGCCCAAUGAAAACGUCGAUUUAGUUUCAAACUCUACAACUGCAAAUCGCUCUGAACUUCAUCAACGUUAUUCAGCCCAACUUGGUAAAACACUGAUGACUGUUCAAGAAUAUAGAGCUAUGAUGCGCUCUUUAAACAAACAGCAACUCCAAGUUCUUAAAAUUCAUCGCAAAUGGUGCAAAGAUACAAUUAUUGCGUUGAAACGUGACUUACCAUCUCCAGUGUACAAAAUCUUUCUGAGUGGACCAGGUGGGGUCGGGAAAAGCCAUGUAAUAAAAUUAGUGUAUUAUGAAACAAUGAAGCUACUGAAAAUGUUGUCAGGAUAUUUUGAACCAGACGAACUUCCAAUUUUAUUGACCGCUUUCACUGUAACCGCGGCUUUUGGCAUUGAAGGAAUGACCCUGCACUCAGCUCUAUGCCUCAGUUAUGGCCCAAACAAUAAAUCCCAAUAUCAACCAGCAAGCAGCGAGAGACUGAAUACUCUACGAUCACGCUUAGGAAAAUUAAAGCUUCUGGUCAUUGAUGAGGUUUCCAUGGUGGGUGCAGAUUUGCUUUAUCACAUUCAUCGUCGCCUGCAAGACAUCACUGGAAAAUCAGAUCACUUUGGAGGAAUAAGCAUAUUGGCCGUUGGAGACUUGUAUCAGCUACAAUCUGUUGGUCAAAAUCAUGUCUUUGGCCUUCCAUCAGACGGGUUUGUGAAACAAACAUGAGAAAUUGUCUAAAAUUGUCCACAUUAACUUUCUAAUGUAAUUAAUUUAAUAAGAUUAUAGUUACCAACAUACUUCACACCAAUUUAUUCUAUGCUUUGAUUGUAAGAUUGUUACGUUUCUCUAUUUUCAGUUACGCAAGACUACAUGGUUCCCUGUGGGAAGAAAACUUCCGUACAUUUGAGUUAACGGAGAACAUGCGUCAACGAGAAGACCAAGUUUUUGCUCAGGUACUCAUCAAUGUAAGAAUAGCCAACUGUUCAGAAGAAGAUAUUGCCUUGUUCAAAUCUAGAGAGAUUCCCAAAUCCGACGUUUCAUACCCAACAGAGUCGCUGCAUGUGUCUAAAACAAACAAAGACGUGGACGAAUACAACUCCGGUCAUUUACGAAAACUUACAACUAUUUCAUAUAAAGGCUAUCGAUAAGAAGGAAGUUAACACUGGUCUGAUUGACGUUGUAAUUUCCACUAAGCCAUCUGAAACUGGUGGAUUACGCGAGGUUGUGUCGGUAGCCGUCGGAGCGAGAAUCAUGCUGAUUGUAAAUAUCGAUGUUUCUGAUGGGUUACACAGGAAGAGGGAGACGCUCGGUACAAGCUAUACGUACACAAUUCCCACUGACCCUUGCAUGGGCGUGCACCAUUCACAAACUUCAAGGUAAGACUUUGGAUUCAAUUGUCGUUUCAAUGAAAGGAAGGGGUCGCUUUAUGCUUGGUCAAACUUACGUUGCUGUAAGUCGAGUAAAGACCGAACAAGGCCUACAUCUUUUAGGAUUUGAUGCCACGGCAUUCCUAGUUAAUCCUUCAGUACAGACAGAAAUGGCCCGUCUCCAACAGGACCCAAUACCAUCAAUUCAACCACUUACCGAGUCCCCUCAUGAUGAAUGGUUAACAAUUCGGCUCCUCAAUAUCAGAUCUUAUUUGGAGCAUCUACAAGACCUGAAAAUUGAUCCAAUUCUAAAUUCCACCGACGUUUUUUGCUUUACUGAGACAUUCUUAAAAGAAGGACAACUUUUGCGGGAAAAUGAACAGAUCCUACCAGAAACCAGAUGUUUCAGAGCAGACAGACCUUUGUUACUGGGAAGAGGAGGUGGAUUGAUGACAUUCGCCUCAACAGAACUCGCACCAUUGCGCUUCAAUUUAGAAAUCCAAGGUCUGGAAUACCUUGCACUAGCUAUCACUAAAGAUACAACCCAGGUUAAUAUUGUAUCCAUCUACAGACCACCAUCCAUGAGCCCUUCAACAUUCAAUGAAAAGUUCCACAAUCUUGUCAACCAACUCCAAAGAAACAUACUGACAAUUUUUCUGGGAGAUUUUAAUAUUGAUCUUCUCCAAUUUCCAAACCACGAUAUUGUCCAGUAUAUGAAAGUUGGGAUUCUACCAAUUUGUUAA